CCACGGUCCCCAAUCUCAUUUCGCCCUGUGCUGGUGUCCACCAGAUCCAGCCAGUCAAACAGUCGUCUUGGCUGCUCGAUACAAGCCUUCGUUCAGCCGAACAAGCUUUGAUUCAGGCUAGCCAAGCAUGCGGGUCUCGAAAUUUCUGUCCGACUCUUAUCAUCGGCGACCCCGUGCGAGACACAACAGCACCGGUCAACUGCCAGAGGAAUACUGCAGCAGAGGUAGGAUACCAAAGGUAUUGAGGGAUCCUACUGUUCAUGUAAACCUGUCGGCAGACUCCCAUCACAGUCAGUGUACUUGGCCUGGCAUAACUAUAAGCUAAGAGUGAAUGGCGGUUGUUAUAACACAGGCAGCUUGACCCCAAGGUCCUCGUGCUAGAAAAGACUGCCACAAGGUGGAUUGACCGGCGCGAUAAGUAUCCCACUUCAAAUAUCUCCUAUAAGUAUGAGCAUCAGCCCCGAGACCAGAUUCCGUAUGCGAACCCUCCAACAAGUGCUCUCUCCCGUCACUUCCUUACCCACUACGAUGUCUUUCAACCCCAACGCCGUGGACUUGGACUCUGCGGACCCAAGAGAUAUUAUCUGUUACCUGAACGCUGGCGAGAACGACUACGAUGGGCGCCUGGGUGCUCGCAUCUCUGCCAUCUUCGUCAUCUUCGUCGUGUCUACGGCGGUUACCUUCUUCCCUGUGCUCGCCAAACGCAACCCCCGACUGCAUAUUCCCCAGUAUGUCUACCUGUUCGCCCGAUACUUCGGUGCAGGUGUCAUCGUCGCCACCGCGUUCAUCCAUCUACUCGACCCCGCAUACGACGAGAUCGGCCCAGCAAGCUGCGUGGGCAUGACGGGCCACUGGGCAGACUACUCUUGGUGUCCUGCAAUCGUGCUCGCCUCGGUGAUGGGCAUCUUCCUGUUGGACUUUGGAGCUGAACGCUACGUGGAGGUCAGAUACGGGGUCUGCAGGGAGGAUCCGGAGACGUUCAUGACCAGCACUGCGGACAACGAGGAGGCUGUACGCGCGCAGGUCGAUCGCACUGCGAAAAAGACGGACGAUGAGCUCGAGGCUCGGUCGCUGGAUUCAGGCUGGAUUGAACGCUCCUUCAGGCAGCAGAUUGCAGCCUUUCUGAUACUCGAGUUCGGCGUCAUCUUCCACUCCGUCAUCAUCGGCCUGAACCUGGGGGUCACUGGCGAAGAGUUCCCAACCCUAUACCCCGUGCUGGUCUUCCAUCAGUCCUUCGAGGGCCUGGGUAUCGGAGCCAGGAUGUCGGCCAUUCCAUUCCGCAAGGGUAGCUGGCUUCCAUGGGUACUCUGCCUGCUCUACGGCCUCACUACUCCGAUUUCCAUUGCCAUUGGACUCGGUGUGCGCACGACCUACAACUCCGGGUCAUACACUGCGAACGUCGUGUCGGGCGUCCUCGAUGCCAUCUCAGCGGGCAUCUUGAUUUAUACAGGUCUUGUCGAGCUGCUCGCCAGGGACUUCCUCUUCGACCCGCAUCGCACUCAGGAUAACAAGCGCCUGGUGUUCAUGGUGGUUUCGCUGCUGUUGGGAACGGGCAUCAUGGCGCUCCUCGGAAAAUGGGCAUAAUUAUGCCAAUAACACUUGAUAUCCAGCUUAUACUUUGCAAGCAGGGACAUUGUCUGAGCCCGAUCAUCUGGCAGUGUCUCUACGCAUACUCCCUCUCAUCUCCUGAAUUCGUUGUCAGUGCACUCUUUCGAUUCAUCCACAUUCAUUACCAAUAGUAUCG
Messenger RNA from Aspergillus versicolor CBS 583.65, 1744 nucleotides. RefSeq lists its product as uncharacterized. The record is from RefSeq and is a predicted model, not a curated record. Lineage: Eukaryota; Fungi; Ascomycota; Eurotiomycetes; Eurotiales; Aspergillaceae. The coding region runs from base 448 to 1584 and encodes 378 amino acids. Gene Ontology annotation, biological process: zinc ion import across plasma membrane. Gene Ontology annotation, cellular component: plasma membrane. The transcript has a single exon. Gene Ontology annotation, molecular function: high-affinity zinc transmembrane transporter activity.